CGCGAUCUGAACAAGCUUGGCGUCGUGUGCGACAAUUGCCUUUGAAGGUCCAAAUACCCAUCACGAAGCACACGUCUGCGGCAUUCGCUCUGUCAGAUACGCCGGGCUCUACGCACCGCAAAAGCCAAGAUGACCGACGUAAUGGAGGUGGAUCAGGCCAAGACGCCACGCUUCCAGGUCAAGAAAUGGAACGCGGUGUGUCUGUGGAGCUGGGACAUCGUUGUUGAUAACUGUGCCAUUUGCCGCAACCACAUCAUGGACCUUUGCAUCGAGUGCCAGGCGAAUCAAGGUAGCGCAACUCAGGAGGAGUGCACUGUAGCUUGGGGGCAAUGCAAUCAUGCCUUUCAUUUCCACUGCAUCUCACGAUGGCUGAAGACCCGACAUGUCUGUCCGCUAGAUAACAGAGAAUGGGAAAUUCAAAAGUACGGAAAGUAACGACAGGAGGGCCCUUUCAAGCCACGACAUGACGGAGCAGCUGCCGUGGACGAAGUGUCACUCGGGCCAGAGCGCGACGAAGGACAUGCCACCAUCGGCCAACUCAAGCACUUUGUACCACUCUUUUGUAUAGUAGUAAGCUCCGCAAUUUUCUUGCAUUACUGGGGCCAGAGUAAGCGCAAUGGUGGCGCAUGACGCACAGCCAGCCGCUGCGUGCUGCAUGGGCUGCCGAGCAAAACGUGCGCAUGCUUCUGUCGUCCGUGCACUGCUGUGCCGCAUUCACUCGGAUCUCUGCAGCUUCAACUGCACCUUGCGUCACAAU
Molecule: messenger RNA, 757 nt
Organism: Tilletiaria anomala UBC 951
Lineage: Eukaryota; Fungi; Basidiomycota; Exobasidiomycetes; Georgefischeriales; Tilletiariaceae
Product: RING-box protein 1
Exons: 6
Coding region: 130-435 (101 amino acids)
Biological process (GO): protein ubiquitination; ubiquitin-dependent protein catabolic process
Cellular component (GO): nucleus; cullin-RING ubiquitin ligase complex
Molecular function (GO): ubiquitin protein ligase activity; zinc ion binding; cullin family protein binding
Source: RefSeq, a predicted model, not a curated record